Messenger RNA from Trypanosoma rangeli, 633 nucleotides. RefSeq lists its product as uncharacterized. The coding region runs from base 1 to 633 and encodes 210 amino acids. The transcript has a single exon. The record is from RefSeq and is a predicted model, not a curated record. Lineage: Eukaryota; Euglenozoa; Kinetoplastea; Trypanosomatida; Trypanosomatidae.
AUGCAAUCCGUGCUUCCGUACACGCUGAACCCGCAGCGCAUGACGGGAUGUGAGAAGGUAAAAGUUUUGAACCCCCACACUGCCGCAUUGACAGGCCCAAUGAUAACGGUCCGUGAACCGAAUCUCGUUAGUGGGGGGCUGUUGCACAAUUGGGACGCCAACGCCGCAGCCGCCCACCUCUCAACACUCAAGACGGUGCAUACAUGGGACCUCUCAUGGACAGAGAAGGAGGCCUACUGGGAGAAGAAUGUUGGGCGAUGCACUGGCCCAGAAGAGGUGGAGGACCUGCUUCCCGCAAAGUGGAUUGGCUACAACGUGAGCAGUGACGUGGACGAGACACUGGCGCUGGUUUGUAAGCUCUGCACAGCGCUUGUAGACAAAUUUGUCUCUCUCUCGCGUGGAGAUAAUGCCAACAUCUCCACCGCAAAGUGGCGUCAACGUCAGAUGCUUUAUGACCAACUGGGGGCCGUCAUUGAAUUAUUGGAGGCCUCCAUUGGGGAGGCGAUUCCCAUUUUGCGUCUCCGUGACCCGGAGUUUGUGCGGGACUGCUGGCGGCAGCUGCAGGACGAGGAUAGGAUGGAUAUCGUGUCUGCGCUUAACGCCUCCGAAAAGAGGGAGGUUCCUCGUCACUGA